Messenger RNA from Brachypodium distachyon (stiff brome), 1095 nucleotides. RefSeq names its product pollen allergen Phl p 1. Lineage: Eukaryota; Viridiplantae; Streptophyta; Magnoliopsida; Poales; Poaceae. Gene Ontology annotation, biological process: sexual reproduction. The transcript has a single exon. The coding region runs from base 16 to 816 and encodes 266 amino acids. The record is from RefSeq and is a predicted model, not a curated record. Gene Ontology annotation, cellular component: extracellular region.
CGAUCCUUUUCCAAGAUGGCCGCCUCCUCCUCUCAGGUGAUGCUUGCCAUGGCGCUCCUGGCGGCGCUCCUGAGCCUCGCCCACGGCAUCCCCAAGGUGCCCCCAGGCCCCAACAUCACGGCCACCUACAACGGCAAAUGGCUGGACGCCAAGAGCACAUGGUACGGCAGGCCCGAAGGCGCCGGGCCCAAGGACAACGGCGGCGCCUGCGGCUACAAGGACGUCGACAAGCCGCCCUUCAACGGCAUGACAUCCUGCGGCAACACGCCCAUCUUCCGGGACGGGCGCGGCUGCGGCUCCUGCUUCGAGAUCAAGUGCGACAAGCCGGCCGAGUUCUGCUCCGGGCAGCCCGUCCUCGUCCACAUCACCGACGACAACGAGGAGCCCAUCGCCGCAUACCACUUCGACCUCUCCGGCAAGGCCUUCGGGUCCAUGGCCAAGAAGGGGCAGGAGCAGAAGCUGCGUGGCUGUGGAGAAGUGGAGAUCCAGUUCCGGAGGGUGAAAUGCUACUACCCGCUGGGCACCAAGGUGACCUACCAUGUCGAGAAGGGGUCUAACCCGAAUUACCUGGCGUUGUUGGUCAAGUUUGUCGGUGGAGAUGGGGAUGUGGUGGCCGUGGAAGUCCAGGAGAAGGGCAAGUAUAACUGGAUCCCGCUCAAGGAGUCAUGGGGCGCCGUCUGGAGGAUUGAUACCGCGAAGCCGCUCAAGGGGCCGCUUAGCGUGAGGUACACUACUGAUGGCGGCACCAAGGCAGUCUCACCGGAUGUCAUCCCUGAGAAGUGGAAGCCCGACACCAUGUAUGUCGCCAAGUACUGAUUCCAUUCCGUGCAUUGCCUCCCUGCCGCGGCCGGCUACGUAUGUGCUUCUUCAGGCCAAGGCCAGCAGCUUCUGAGCUUCUGCUUGCUGCAUGGUGAGAAUAAUUUGUCAAGAGGCAUAUGUGAGGUGUAUGCACAAGUAAUUUGAUUUGCUUAUAGGAGGCAAACCAGCGUGUACGUGGUUUGCUCUCCCCCCACGCCUUACUCUCUCCACCGCCUUGUUUAUGUAUAUGUAUCCAAAUUGAAAUUUAUUGUUUAAGCAUGGUUAUUAAUUAUUUCA